AUGCCCCGCAACGACACCGAAUGUGCGAAUCCCCUCUGGCUGAGCUGGGUAAAGGAGUGGUAUGAGAAGGAAAGCGAACGGGGAAUAAAAGCAGUUACCACCUACAAGAAAGCCUACGAUUCUCUUAGAGCAUGCCCAUUGAGAUUUGAACACCCAUCACAAGUCAUACAACUCACUGGCUUCGGACCAAAGCUCUGCGACCGGUUGACGGAGAAGCUUAGAAAGUACUGCGAAGAAGAAGGCAUUGAGAUGCCCGCCAUACCAAAGAAAAAACGAAAGAAGGCAACAUCCAGCGGCGGUGGCGAAGAGGAAAACGACGAAGAUGCGCCAGCGACGCCGGCCAAGAAACCCCGAAAGACGAAGCCUUAUGUGCCGGCACAUAGGUCUGGUGGAUAUGCAAUAAUCCUAGCUCUGGCAACACUGGAAAAGGGAGAAAAGACUGGCAUCUUGAAACAGGAAAUUAUAGAUAUUGGACAGGAGUACAGUGCGUCUUCUUUCACAAUUCCAAAUGGCCAUUACACAGCUUGGGGGUCGAUGAAAACUCUGCUGGAGAAGGAUUUGGUGUAUGAAAAAGGACGCCCAACACGCAAAUACUUUUUGACAGAAGAAGGAUGGGACCUCGCCGAGCGCUUCUUAAAAGCACAUAACCCGACAAAAGGUUCUACGGAAACAUUCGUAUCGAGGGAAAAACCUGUGGGGGCAUCAAGACCGAACGACUCUGAUUUGAGCGACGCAGAAACGAAUCCGUCAAGGGCGAGACAAACUGCUUCUAGAAUAGGAGCAGUGGAAGAAGAGAACAAGGGCCCGGACCUGAUCCAAAUGGGCAAAGAAGUAACUUCCAAUUCCGACCUCCCUAAGUUCAGCCCAAUAGUCUUACAACCUGGUUCGUUUGUCGUUGAAAUGGUUCUCGAUAAUCGUGAAGUCGCCGCAAAAAACAACCGACAAUACAUGCAUGAACAACUGCGAGAGAAAAAGUGUCCUUUUACAGUACGGCCUCUUCCCUUGGGUGAUAUUCUAUGGGUUGCCAAACUCAAAGACCCCAUCUAUCUAUCCAAACACGGCAUGGAAGGUGACGAAGUGGUUCUCGAUUAUAUCGUCGAAAGAAAGCGCCUAGACGAUCUGAUCAGUUCUAUCAAAGACGGACGGUUUUAUGAACAGAAAUUUAGGCUUAACAGAAGUGGUCUAAAAAAUGUAGUUUAUCUUAUCGAAGAGGGUAGCGCUGGCAAAGACUCUGCGGAGGUAUGGGCCGAUCGAGUUCAAUCAGCCAUUGCGACCACUCAAGUCAUCCACGGUAUCUUCCUCAAGAAGACCCAGAAAGUCGACGAGACCAUUCGCUACCUCACACGUCUAACAGCCAUGUUAAAAGAGAAAUAUGAGAAGGAACCUCUGCACCUAAUUCCCACCCCAGUUGUAACAUACUGGAACUACCUACCUCUUCUCAAACACCUAAAAGAAGAACAACCAGGAACCAAUUACCACGCCACGUACCAACUCUUCCAAUUCUAUUCCGACAAAACGAAAAAUCUCAUCUUGCGAGACGUCUUCCUGAAAAUGCUGAUGUGUACAAAAGGCGUAAGUGGCACGAAAGCCCUGGAGAUCCAGAAGCGAUGGAAGACGCCCGCGGAGUUCAUAGCGGCGUAUAAAGCUUGUGGUGAGGGUACCGAGGGAGAGAAGAAGAAGCAUAGUAUGGUUAGUGAUAAGUGUGGGAACCUGGUUGGGAAUCGGAAGAUUCAGAAAGCUGUUAGUACGAAGAUUGCCAAGGUUUGGGGGUUUACUGAAGUGGAGUAUUGA
Hymenoscyphus albidus is the source of this 1791-nucleotide messenger RNA. The record is from the annotation of a GenBank genome assembly. NCBI's taxonomy places the organism in Eukaryota, Fungi, Ascomycota, Leotiomycetes, Helotiales, Helotiaceae.